This is a messenger RNA of Paramisgurnus dabryanus, 813 nucleotides long. It is a transcript of the gene gatd3l, whose product is annotated as glutamine amidotransferase class 1 domain containing 3, like. Lineage: Eukaryota; Metazoa; Chordata; Actinopteri; Cypriniformes; Cobitidae. The record is from RefSeq and is a predicted model, not a curated record. Gene Ontology annotation, cellular component: mitochondrion.
AUGUUGGCAUCACGCGCACUCCUUGCCAAGCAAACUGCAGUUGUGCUGGCACGCCAGUCCGCAUGUCUGAUGCAUCAUGGCGGAGACUGGGGCAACUGGGGCAACACCAACGUAGCUGUGGUUUUUUCAGGCUGCGGCUGGUGGGAUGGCACCGAUGUCCAUGAAGCCACCUACACCAUGUACCAUCUAAGCCGUAAUGGAGCCCGAUUUCAGAUCUUUGCGCCCAACCAACAGCAGAUGCAUGUUAUGGACCAUAUGAAGAUGCAGCCCACAUCUGGUGACAACAGGAACAUGAUGCUGGAAUCGGCUCGAUUCAGUCACGGUCAGGGUAUGACGCAGAUGAACGAUCUGUCCAAACUCGACGUCAACAGUUUCGAUGCCGUCAUCUUCCCUGGAGGCCAUGGAAUAGUCAAGAACCUGUCCACCUUCAACAAAGAUGGGAAAGACUGCAAGCUGAAUAAUGACGUGGAACGGAUUCUGAAGGAAUUUCAUCGCGCUCGCAAACCCAUUGGUCUGGCUAGCAUGGCUCCUCUCCUGGCCUGUCGAGUGCUGCCCAGUCUAGAGAUAACCAUGGGUUACGAGCGUGAAGAAAGCAGCCGCUGGGGUCGCUGGCCGAACACUAACAUGGUGCAAGCGGUGAAGAGCAUGGGUGCCCGUCACAACAACCGUGAACCUUAUGAGGUUCAAGUGGACGAGAAGAACAAGGUCAUCAGCACUCCAACCUUUAUGUGGGAGACCGACUAUCAUUAUCAUUAUAUCUUUGAUGGUAUUGGAAACAUGGUCAAGCACGUCAUGCGUAUGACUGCCAAGUAA